AUGGCCACAACUCAAAGUCAAGAGAGAAAGCUCUUUCCAUUUCACACCUUCGCCAGUUCCAGUUCUAUCGUCGUUUUCCGCGGCCUUUUCCAAAACAACAUUCGUCGUCUUCUUCAAGAAUACGGCGAAAUUGAAGAUCACGGCACCGGAAUGCUGACCUGGUCUAUCUAUCUCGUCGUUGGUCCAGAUAAACUCGUUUUACCACUUUACAUCGUCGAGGAAAAUGUUGAACAUUCUCAUCAUCCUUUCUGCAACCAUUGCGAAUCCAUAGGUUGGGGACACCAUUUUGUAUCGAAACGGAGGUAUCAUAUGAUAAUACCAGCGGUAGACGAGUUGAAAAACUCUUUCCAGUUCCAAUUCCAUUUCCUUCAUCUCGGCAAUCAUUUAUUACAUGCUUUGAUUCAUUGCAAUGGAUUCGGACAUCUUCUAUCUAUCAAUCGAAUCCAAUGCGGAUCAACUUUCCUUGGAGAAACUGAUUUCAUGAAUCUUUGGGAUCGUAUCUGCACAGUUCUUCGAAUCAGGAAAAUCUCAGUGAGUGAUAAUCUGAAAAGAGGAACUAUAGAACUGAGAUUGUUACAGAACGCAGCACAAGGACGUUCUUGGUUUGAAACUUGGGGAUAUAAAUUCUCAAAUGGAAGCUUUGAUGUUACCGAAGAUGAUUACAAUAUGGCUGUUCAUAUUCUCACCACUCUUGACCUUGAUAAAAUCACCUAUGAUUUUCGAAACUCCAAAUUAGGUUUAAGGUUAGUGAAGAUUAUUCAAAACUACAGAGGAUUAAGCAAGAUCCAAUUGAUUACAAUCGGAGAUCUCUUGCAAUUCAUGCUCGGUCUCGAUUCUAUAGAUAGGAAGAACAAAAAGAAGAGUACAGAUUCUGCGGUAAGUCUGGAAUCAUUUGUAUCUUCAUUAGCCAACAUUGAUUGUAGAUGGUCAGAGAAGAGAUUAGAGUAUGUAAUGAAGGUAAUAUCGAAUCAAUUGAAGAGUAAAAGAGGAAAUGAAAACGUUGAAUAUGUAAUGUCGAGGAAAGAACUACGAGAUGCAGCUAGACAAUACAUUGGAGAUACAGGGUUGAUUGAUUUUCUUCUUAAAUCUAUCAAUUGUGUAAGAUUGGGAGAUCAUGUGAUUCGUCGAACUAUAAAUCCAUCGACGAAACUUGUUGAAUUCUCCAUAAAAGAAUCAUCUGAAUUUGUUUUUUCUCAACUUGUUCAUGAUUCGAGAUGGCCUAAGAAGAGAUUGGAGUAUGCUACAGAGGUAAUCAUGAACAUACUUAAGGAGAAGAAGAGCAUGCAAAGACAAGAACUGAGGGAUGCAGCUAGGGUUUAUGUUGGAGAUACAGGUUUGAUUGAUUAUGUGUUGAAAUCAAUUGAUGGGUUUGUAUUUGAUCAUCAGAUUGUUUCUAGAUCAAGAAAUUCAUCAACUAAGAUGAUAGAGUUCGCCAUUAUUGAUCAUAACUCUUCGUCAUUGUUGCCUGGUAUGGAAAUAUAUAACGAUGUACUGUUUAUAUACGAGAACGUUCUAAUGGAUUACCCCGAGUCAGAAUCAGACUCAGUUGUGAGUUUAGCAUCACGAGUUGUGUUAUACAGUAAGAACUUUGUGAAGGAAGAAUGGGAAGUGGUUGAGGAAAACGACAAUGAUGAGUCGUUAAUGACAUUGACGUGCCGAGUUUUACCGAGUUUUGACGAGUUAGAGACUGAGUUAAAGCGUCCAUUGCCGCCGGGGGAAUUGGUUAGGGUUCCGGCGGAGAUAACUAUUGGGGAAUUGAAAGUGGUGGCCCAAGAUGUAUUUAGAGAUACUUAUUGUUUGAUGGACAAGUUUGAAGUUAAGCAAAUUGGAGGGCUUAAAGGGAUGGAAGAUGAUACGGUGCUAUCGUGCGCGGUUGAGCCAGGUGCGCAUGUUUGGGUUAGAGGGUGUGGGUUGGACUUGUGUACUCCGUUGAGAUAUCAGAGUGGAUGA
Messenger RNA from Impatiens glandulifera, 1950 nucleotides. Its product is annotated as PHD finger protein MALE MEIOCYTE DEATH 1-like. The transcript has 3 exons. NCBI's taxonomy places the organism in Eukaryota, Viridiplantae, Streptophyta, Magnoliopsida, Ericales, Balsaminaceae. The record is from RefSeq and is a predicted model, not a curated record. Bases 1 to 1950 code for a protein of 649 amino acids.